AUGGAAAAACGUUUACGUUGUAAACUUCCCAAGUGCGGUGGGUUUACGUACGUCAUGUGUGUAAAAUGCCAAACCUCGCUGUGCUUUAACAAAGCUUUUAAGAGUUGAACUUUAUAAUGAUAACAAAAGCGUAUCUCUAGCUUCCUACCACAGUGUAUAGAAAUACAUUAUUUUAGGUAUUAACAGCACUUUCAGUGCUGGCCUCUGGAUUGUACCAGAAACCUAUUGGCAUGGAUUACCUACAUGGGCUCAGUCAACCCAAUGUAUCGAAAGCACUAAUGGAAGUGGUGGAUACAUUCAAUCAUCCAGACAUUUUAAAAAAGCAUGUUUACUUUCCUCAAACACCACAAGAGAGAAGUGCUAUAAUUAAUGGGUAAUUAUUCAAAUGUUGAUAAAUAGUUAUUCUGCAAAAACAUAUUUGUGAAACAAUAUGUGAUAACAUAA
Acanthoscelides obtectus is the source of this 444-nucleotide messenger RNA. NCBI's taxonomy places the organism in Eukaryota, Metazoa, Arthropoda, Insecta, Coleoptera, Chrysomelidae. The record is from the annotation of a GenBank genome assembly.